UCUUCUUCAGUAGCACACUGGACACUGAUGUGAGGGCGGAACGUAGUCUGCGAGUUAACGGCUCUUUUGACAGCAGCGAAACAGUUAAUGGUAGUUAGCGACAGUUGCUCUGACAAACCUCUUGGAGGAGUAACAAGUGUGUACUGUUCGGAAGUUUACCCUUCCUUUACGAAAGUUAGUUUUUCAACCGUCACCAUUUAAACUAUCUUUAGUGACUCCGACUUAUUCUGGAAUAAGUAUAUUUUUUGUGCACAUUGACUUUAACGUCAUUUGAAUAACUUUGAAGCUCAAAAUUCGAAAUCAUUAGCACAGUCCGAACAAUGCGUUAAAUACGAGGCAUCAGAGUGGAUCAGCAAGAUGACAGAACCAGUGGACGAGACCCGUCACCUGAAAACUUCAGACUGCCCAUCAGGUGGGAGCAGCGGGGAAGCUCUGGAGCAUCUCCCAGUCAGCAACCGUGCUGGACCCGUGAACGGCGACAGGGGGCGACAUAGAGAGCACAAGCGGCAGCAGCAGCAGCAGCAGCGGCGGGCGGAGAGCUGCGAGGAUGUCAACACUGACAAGUUAUGGCAAAUGAAAGGCGGUCACAGGGAGGUGUGCCCUGCCGUAACAGCCGGAAACGAGCUCACAGCCCAGGAUCACCAGAAAUCGAGUGUUCACGACAAUCUCACCUCACAAGGUAAAGGCGGCGAAGACACACCACCGCAGGAGGACACUUUGAGCCAGGGGCACGUCGACUCCGACACUGGCUUGGACGCGCGCCUGGGUAAGAAGAGGCAUCGGCGCAGGACCAACAGGAAGAGGCGCAACUGGAAGCCGUACUACAAACUUUCCUGGGAGGAAAGGAAAGUCCUGGAGGAGAAAGAGACAGCCAGGGCUUCCCGGCUGAGAGAGGAGAUGUUUGCCAAAGGGCUCCCGGUGGCUCCCUACAACACCACACAGUUCCUGAUGGAUGAGCACGACCGAGAGGAGCCCGACCUUAACACCGAGACCGGGAUCAGACGGACCUCGGGUGUCGGUGUUCGCAUGGAGGACACCGGCAGCGAGGAGGAACUCUUCGAUAACGAGGAGGAGGAUGAUGAUGAUGGCAGCGGCGGAGGGAGCGACGGCAUCGGGAGGCCCGGGAACGCAGGUGGGGAGUUUCUCCAGAGAGACUUUUCCGAGACCUACGAGAUGUACCAUGUGGAGAGUCUGCAGAAUAUGACCAAGCAGGAGCUGGUGCAGGAGUACCUGGAGCUGGAGAAGUGCAUGUCCCGCCUGGAGGAGGAGAACAACCGGCUAAGGCGCGCCGUGGAGCCCGGGGGCGUGACCGUGGAGAGCUCCCUUGUCCGGCUCCGAGAGCUGGAGAGGGAACUGGAGAGACUGAGGGCCCAAAACACGGAGCUCCUUCUGCAGAACCAGCCGAACAAGGACAGGGCCCAGGUCGCUACCAACUAAAAGGACACUAGUCAAACAGGGACAGCCCUUUUUUGAAAGAGGUAAUAACUUUGGACUGCUGCAUUUUUUUAGUUGUCAUCAGUUUUCUGUAAUCACUUUGUCAUUUGGACAAUUUAGUGUUUGCAUUACAAUGCAAUACUUUGUUUUCUAUUUGGACUGCAAGGGUGUCCUGUAAUUUUUUUUCAAGAAAAAAAAAUGUAAAUACUUCAAUAACAAGAUUCUUUUUUUUUAUAAAGAGAUUGUAUUUGACAACACGAAAAUAUUUUGUUGAUUUCCCUGGUCGACUAAGUAGUGAAUCCAUUUACAUCUACUGUUUCAUUUUUAAAUGAAGAAAAAACGUUGUAUGUUGUCCACCUUCAAAAACAAACUGAAUUACAAAUGACAGCUAAUUGGGCCACCUUGCAAAGAAGGAGUGAACAUUUUAACAGUUGUGUGUUGUUGACAUAAGUUCAAAUAAAAUGUUGACAUUCUG
This is a messenger RNA of Solea solea (common sole), 1909 nucleotides long. RefSeq names its product protein HEXIM1-like. Gene Ontology annotation, cellular component: nucleus; nucleoplasm; cytoplasm. Gene Ontology annotation, biological process: negative regulation of transcription by RNA polymerase II; negative regulation of cyclin-dependent protein serine/threonine kinase activity. Bases 358 to 1437 code for a protein of 359 amino acids. NCBI's taxonomy places the organism in Eukaryota, Metazoa, Chordata, Actinopteri, Pleuronectiformes, Soleidae. Gene Ontology annotation, molecular function: cyclin-dependent protein serine/threonine kinase inhibitor activity; 7SK snRNA binding. The record is from RefSeq and is a predicted model, not a curated record. The transcript has a single exon.